Rhineura floridana is the source of this 3676-nucleotide messenger RNA. RefSeq names its product chromosome 6 C1orf210 homolog (gene C6H1orf210). The record is from RefSeq and is a predicted model, not a curated record. Gene Ontology annotation, molecular function: protein binding. The transcript is spliced from 5 exons. Lineage: Eukaryota; Metazoa; Chordata; Lepidosauria; Squamata; Rhineuridae. Bases 226 to 1344 code for a protein of 372 amino acids.
UUUUCUGCCUGCAGGGAGUGUUUGGGGAAGAGUGAGAUAAAUGUUUCGAAUCAAACCAAUCCUCCCUCAGGACAGGACUCUCUGUAAAGUGGUUUGUGUAGGAGUUCUCUCCUAACCUGGUGAUGCCAAGUUUUCUAUGUGGAGCUGGGGACAAAGAGGCCUUGGGUGUGGUUCAGAAUACAAAAGCCAGUCUUCUUUUUUUUAGCAUAAGGUUCCUGGAGCAAAAUGAGAGACACCUGGUACUUCUGGGUCUCCAGCAUGCUGUGGGCCUGGUCUGUGGGAUCUGGACAACCCUGCAAUAUUGAUGAACAGGGCCGAGCUGCCUGCAGUGGAAAGAGCCUUCUCCGUGCUCCAAAAUCCCUUCCUAGACAUAUCACCAACUUGGACCUGUCUUUCAACUCCCUGAUAAUGCCAAGACAUGGAACCUUUCUGAGGAGCUUCCCAUCUCUGCGCUCCCUAAACCUCUCCAGCAAUACCAUUCCAACACUCUAUCCUGCCCUCUUUCGUAACCUCGGUGCUCUCCACCUCUUGGAUUUAAGCAGCUGUAGCAUUUCCCACCUGCACCCAAACAGUUUCCAGGGCUUGAAAAACCUUCACACACUGCUCUUGAAAAAUAAUAAACUUCAGUCUUUGGACCCCUCCAUGUUCCUUGUCUCUGGAGCUCUCAUCCAUCUGGAUCUGCAGAACAACGAGCUGUUCAAUUCAGAUGAACUUGCUCAGCUAGUUGUGCAAAGAAUCCACCAAGUCAAGCUUCAGGGGAACCCUGGGGUGUAUAGUGACUCCAUUACUCCUUUCCAGCAGGGGCUACAACAAAGAGAAGCUAAGAAGAUUGCCUAUGAUUCACACCUAGAGCUCCAGACAAAAGAGAUUAGAACUCUGGACUAUCAGGACCAGAGCCACAGCAGAAAACGACGGGUUCCUCAGGAUGGGGAUUCAGCUAAUCGCAUUUCUGAUGGAAAUAACACAUCUACUACCACAUUUUCCCCUGGAAAGGUUGGGAACAGCUGGCCAUACUUUGCUGGGUUUGUGCUUUUGGCUAUUGCUGUCUCUAUCGUGAUUGCAUUGGUUGUCAAAUGCAAAUUGUUCCAGAGGAACCGUGCCAGCUACCACCAUCAACGGCUGCCUGACUCCCAUUCUGUUGGAAGCAGCCAUGUUGAGGAAGCUGACAUGGAUAUGACCUAUGGGAGGAACCAAGCCAUCCCUAGAGCAGCUGGGUGUCCUGCAGAGGAUGAUGAUGGUUUCAUUGAGGACAACUACAUUGAACCCAAUCAAGGCUUGCAGGAAGUGGAGGAAGAGGAGGAGGAGGAGCAAGAGGAUGAAUUGGAACCCCAUUUCAAACUCUGAGAGGAUAUUAACCAAGCCCCAAUUUUUCAUACUUUCCAAUACGUUUUCACUCCAUUUCUAGGAGCUUUCAGACAUCUCAUACAGAUUACAGCUUCUCCUAGUCCUGGUUUCAGGCCAUUAUCUGAUCUCCCACUCUGGACCUGGAAUCAUCCUGCCAACCAUUGCCUUUUCUUCACCUUUUCUAUACUUUCUUAAUACCUUUCAUUUGUGUAACUUGAAGUAUAUUAACUCCCAUGUAAUUGUGCAUUGGAUUGGAGGCUUAGGCUGUUGACAGGCAGAACAAAUUUUAGUGGUGAACCCAGCCCAUUGCAGAAGUACUGUUUUUAAGUGUAAAAAACCUGAAUGGGUGCUUAUUUUUUUAAAGCCCCAGCCCUUCUUUGAUCAGAUAAACAUGGAAGGUGCUAGGGGGAAAGCUGCAUGUGAUGGGGGUUGGGGAGAAGGAUGAAGAGCAGCUUUCCUCCAAACUGGGGCCAUCUAGAUGUUAUUGAACAACAACUUCCAUUGCCCCCAAGCUAGUGAAGAGUAAGAAACAGUGAGCAUUCUGUUCAGAGGCUAUACAUGUAUUGUUUAAAUGAAGCAGAAAAAUCUUGCACCUAUCUGAAAGUAGCCUUGGACAUAGACUUUUGUGCGAUCUAUAUUUCUGUAUGGCCUCUUUCUCCAACCAGUGUAAAGUGUCUUAAGUUUGCAGUAGUUCCAACAUCUCUCAAGAGUGGAAUAGGGCUGUUGGAGUGGAGAUUGUGAGAAAAGCGGCUUGCUGUGAGAUUCUUGGAAGGUAUGUUGCCAACAUGUGGAAGAGAUGUGUACUGUAUAAACAAAUGUGUUAUUCUCAGGAUAUUAUAGGAGCAUGCUAGGAGGGCCACAUAUUGUUUGGGUCGAAGCUUCCAGUGUUUGUUCAUCCAUGUCUUGUUUGUGGCCAAAGUAUCUAAGUGCUGCCUGGAGUGUAUGAGAGGCCCAUGUGCAGAGGUGCAGGCAAGAUGCUCUAGCUGCAGCUCUAGACAACUUUGCUGGAAUGCUUUCAAAACAACAGAGGCAUUGACAGGUAGCGUUGCAGCGUCUCAUCUCCUGCCACUAACAGCAUCGUUCAUCGCCAGCCAUGCUGCUUGGACUGAAGUGGAGGCACGUUUUGCUGUCUGAUUUGCUCUGCAUCCUUGGCUGCACAAAAUAGAAGGAAACUCUGCACACUGGGUGCACAAUCUCUUUUCUCUGUGUAUCAAAUGAUAUUUAUGCCUCCAACUAAACUCACCACUCUUGUGUUUUGCAGAAUUUAAUUUAGCAUGUGGUAAAGACCCACUGUGGCGCAGAGUGGUAAGCGGUGGUAACGCAGCCAAAGCUCUGCUCAUGGCCGGAGUUCGAUUCCAACGGAAGGAGGAACUCGAAUCUCCGGUAAAAGGGGUCGAGGUCCACUCAGCCUUCCAUCCAUCCGUGGUCGGUAAAAUGAGUACCCGGCAUAUGCUGGGGGGUAAAGAAAGGCAGGGGGAGAAACUGGCAAACCCACCCCAUAUAUAUGGUCUGCCUAGUAAACGUCGCAAGACGUCACCCUAAGAGUCGGAAACGACUCGCACUACAAGUGCGGGGACACCUUUACCUUUUUAUUUCACUGUGGCACGGAAUCAUCUCGUACGGUUACUUUGUGCAGAGAACUGUAGCAGCAGCUCUUCUCACUAGUUUCUCAUUCUUUCUACUGCUUGUAGUUUUGACUGGCAGUUGACCGCUUUCACGUUUUGAUCAAGUGUUCAGCUUUAGAACUUCUGGUGCAAAAUGCCCAGAUACCAGUGCAUCAUAGGGCCUUCAGAUUGCUUGCAUGUGCAUGCAAACAUGCACAUAUCUUUCCUGAAGUUGUGCUUCUGUUGAUACAGCUUUUUGCCAGUACUGAAACCACAAUUAUUUUAUUGCUGGGAAAUCUUCCCUUCUUCGUUUCCUCUGCAGCCCCUUCUGGCUGUGAUGGGGAUUUGCAGCAGGGUCAUGCAAAGGAAAUAAUGGUACACAUUGCAGAAGUACGUAUAUAGGCUUAUAAAUGCCAAAUCCUACCUAAGUGCAAAACAAACAAUGUUGCCUCAUUUGCUGUUUUCACUUUCUUCCUGGUGUGGCAAUUUUAACCCAGAGCUGUUUUAGGUCAACUGGAUGAGACUUUGGGAUCAAAGAAGGCAAUACAUAUUUCCCAGUAUGUGCAAAACACUUUUAAAGUCAUAUGAGGUACUUCAUAUGAGGUACUCAUAUGAGGCUGAGAUACAGAGGAGACUUGAACAGGAAUGAUCUCCACCUUCAUCUCUGUAGAAGUGUGGCUAUAAUUCUGCUAUAUCAUAAAUAAAUGCACUCCAGUGUUUGUAAACAA